Molecule: messenger RNA, 1846 nt
Organism: Fonticula alba
Lineage: Eukaryota; Rotosphaerida; Fonticulaceae
Exons: 6
Coding region: 1-1743 (580 amino acids)
Biological process (GO): tRNA methylation
Cellular component (GO): tRNA (m1A) methyltransferase complex; nucleus
Source: RefSeq, a predicted model, not a curated record
AUGUCAAGUGCUGUCGCCGCCGCCGCCGCCGCCGCCGCCGGCACGCCGCCGCCGCCGCCGGCCCCUCCCACCGCGCACCAGGCCCAGCACGGUGAGUAUGUCCUCCUGCGCUUGAGCAACGGCUCCGAGCGCGUGGUCCGCCUUCCCCUGCACCCGGACGAGGUGUCCCGGCUGGACUCGGUCCCGAAGAAGUCCAUCACCGGCGGCCCGAGCCAUGUGCUGAACCUCGGCCGCUUCGGCUCGCUGGACCUUUACCAGCUGGUGGGGCUGAACUUCGGCUGGACCUACGAGCGCAUUGGCACCGGGGCCGGGCGUCUGGUCCCGCUGGCCACGGAGGAGGUCGACCGGGCGGAUCUGCACUCGGUGCAGGCCGGUCUGGCCAUCGAAGCCGCCGAUGGUCGCACCUCCGCUGACAACCGGAACCUCAUCGACACCAACACCUCGCAGGACCUGACCCAGGAUGAUAUCCUCAAGCUCAAGGGCGAGGGUGUGUCCGGUGCCGAGCUCAUCGACGCCAUCAUCGCCGGCAGCAAGACCUUCGCCGAGAAGACCGAGUUCUCCCAGGCCAAAUACAUCAAGCGCAAGCAGGAGCGCCACCUGCGUACCAUUCAGAUCCUCAAGACCAGUCUGAUGAAUGUGGCCGAGCAUUACUACACCCGGCAUCCGUCCCGCAUCAUGAACAUUCGCCCGGAUACCCUCUCCCAGAUGCUGUCCUAUGCCAAUGUGCAGCCUGGCGCGCGGGUGGUUGUCCUCGAUGACUGCGGCGGCCUGGUGACUGCUGCGGCCCUUAGCCGUGUUGGCGACUCCGGGCUUGUGGUGGGCCUGUCGACCCAGUUCGAGGAGCCCGGCUUCGAGGUGGUCAGCACCCUGAACAUGCCGGCCGACCAGCUGGACCGGACCCUCCUCCGGUCGACCUGGUACCACCUGUCCCUCAGCUCGGAGGAUAUCAUUUCCGAGGGGGCCCCAGCUCCGGGGGCCGGCGCCGAGGUGGAGGAUUCCGCGAUGCCGGCCGCCGCGGUGGCCGGGCGCAAGAACCUGGCCGAGCGCCGGCGCAAGCGCCAGCUCUGCCGGGCGGCCGCGCGCGAUGAGCUCAUGCGCGGCAACUUUGACUCGCUGAUUGUGGCGGCCCGGGUGUGCCCGAUGGAGGCCGUGCGGCUGUUGGUGCCGCUUCUGGCCCCCUCGCGGCCGUUUGCCAUUUUCUCGCGCUCCUCCUCGGCCCUGGCCCCGACGAUGGCGGCCCUGCGCAGCCAGCAGAUGGCCCUCGACGGGCGGCCGACUCCCUAUGCCGGGGACGAGCCGGACGACGCCGAGGACGACGCCAUGCCGGCGGACGCCUCCACCACCAGCCCCCUCCCCCGGGCCAUCAACCUCCAAAUCCAUGACACCUGGACGCGCGAGUACCAGGUCCUCCCCGGGCGCUCGCACCCCUUCAUGAAUAUGCCCGGCGCGGCGUCCGGCUUCCUGCUGACCGGCAUUCGCAUCCUCACCGACCCGGAUUCCGAUGCGCCGGAGCCCCUGGCCGGGCUGCAGCUUCUUCUGUCCGAGGUGAAUCAGCUGCGCAAGCGCGCGCGCCAGGUCACCGGGAGCAGCACCUACUGGGGCAUCAGCAGCAACCCUGUUGCUGGCACCAGCACCGGUGUCUCAACUGACGAGUCGGCCGCCGCUGCUGUCUCCACGGAGGAGCCAGUCGCCGCUGCUGCCUCCACGGAGGAGCCAGUCGCCGCUGCUGCCGUGGAGCAGUGACGACACACCGCCGCUGGUCUAUAUAGUGGCACAGAAAAGGAUGCCGCAUAGAAAACAAAAUAAACCCAUUCUCGGGCGCCCCCACCCGGGCCCCUUCCUUCCA